Molecule: messenger RNA, 1767 nt
Organism: Owenia fusiformis
Lineage: Eukaryota; Metazoa; Annelida; Polychaeta; Sabellida; Oweniidae
Source: the annotation of a GenBank genome assembly
AAUAAAUUUCCACUUCCGUUCCAGAAAAUUCGUGAAGAAAAAUGUCUCUCCAGUGUUAUAACAGAACCUGUGGUCAAAAGUAUGACGAAUCAAACAAUUCAGACGAUGCCUGUAAAUUUCACCCAGGGACACCAGUAUUUCAUGAUGCGCUAAAAGGCUGGUCAUGUUGUAAAAGGCGCAGCACAGAUUUUACAGAGUUUCUAAAUAUUCCUGGUUGUACAAAGGGACCACACAGUAAUAUAAAACCCCCAGAACCUGAGAAACCUGAACAAAAUGGUACUGAUAUAGAAAAGAUAAUCCAAGAACAAGCUCCUCCCCCUCCAAGAGCCCCUAUAGCUGAGCCGACAGUCAGACCACCCUCAGAUGAGCCUCUUAUACGCCUACCAGCUACAGUGGCUGGUUCUCUGAAGUCUGCACUUGAAAGGAAGCUGAAUCAAUUAAAGAUCCAAAAUGAUCAAACUGAGGAGGCAGAUGAUGGCACUGUAAAGCCAGGCACAACAUGUAAGAAUAAUGCUUGUAGCUGUCAAUAUAUAAAUGAAGACAGUGAUAUAGAAAUAUGUAGAUAUCAUCCUGGCGUUCCUAUAUUCCAUGAAGGGAUGAAAUAUUGGUCAUGUUGUCGCAGGAAGACUUCAGAUUUUAACACAUUCAUGUCUCAAGAAGGCUGUACAUCAGGGAAACAUCUUUGGAAGAAAAAUGAGGCUGAUGGUGAAAAACAAGCAGUGUGCAGAUUUGACUGGUUUCAAACAGGCAACUUCAUAACAAUCUCAAUUUACUCCAAAGUUGCUGUGCCAGAAAAAUCUUAUGUUGAAGUGAAUAAAGUGACAGCAAAUAUCAAUAUUGUGUUUGAAGGGGGAGAAUCACACUUCCAACAUUUUCUUGUCCUUAAUGGGAUCAUUGACCCUGCUGCAUGUAAUGUUAAGAUGUUGGGUACAAAGGUUGAAGUGAACCUGCGUAAGGCUGAACCAGGAAGUUGGCCCAACUUAGAGCUACCCCCACCUAAACAACAACAAGAGGAAACAUCUAAAGACAUUGAUACACAAGAUGUAGACUCAUGAUGAACAAUACUGUAGUUGGAAGUCGAUAUCUCUAUAGGCAAUUUUAUUGAAUCUUAAAAUGACAGAUUUCAUAUCUCUAUACAGGCAUUUUAUUGAAUCUAAAAUGACAGAUUUCAUAAUCUCUAUCAGGCAUUUUUAUUGAAUCCAAAGUGACAGUUUUUAUCAUUCAUUUUGAGUUUGGCAGAUUUCUAUUUGUUUACAUGACCAAAUGAACUGUUGCCUAUAUCGGUGAUGUUUUGUGGGCUUGUGUGUCAUACUGAUUGAAUCCUGUAAUGAAAUGUCAUCAGUUUUAUCACAAAAGAGCUCAUUUGUAACCUAAGAUCUUAUCUAUUACACUAUUUUGGUCAUCUUGGAUUAAGAUUUGAUAUGUUUGUGGUUCAUUAUCUUGUGACCCUGCUAAUAAGCAUGGCCUGAAUCCACAAUUGAGUCAUGAAAGGGACUCAACCAAAAUCCUAAAAUGUACUACAAAAAUUAGAAUAUUUUAUCAUGCAUCAUAUUGUAAUUAUCUAUAAUUUUUGCCAGUAUAUGUAUUUGUCUUAUUAUGCAAAUUAGUGCCAUUUGUCCAUUGCUACAGUACUACAAGCUAAUAGAUGCUUACUUUACAACGUACUAGUAGUUGGUGAUGCAUGUUAAGAUUUAUAACAUAAGCUCGCAUCUUGAAUUACUCAAAGAGGUUGAAAUUUCUAGCUAUCUGAUUGGUCCAUGUGACAUA